AUGUCACCACCAAGCUUCUGGUUCGGCCUUUGGAUCGGCAUGUGUCUGAUCUCUUAUACGGGCUCGAUGUGGAGCUACCCAGUAUAUGCUAUAUUCAUCGUGUAUGCUAUCACACUGUACCUCAAAGUUCGCCGAAUUAUGCUUCACGGCAAAGCGAUCCGCAAGACCAAAGAGCUCGCACGGGCAGUCUACCCAGAUUACACGAUGUCCGACGUCGUAUUCCUCAAGGCCGGCAUGCAUAGCCCAUACCCAGGCUCUCACCACUGGUUUGCCGGCAUCUCAGCCUUGGAUGCGCCGGCAGAGGACUGCAUGUUGGUCAAGAUGCGAACGCCUGCUCCGUCCAAAGGCGAAGCGCUUGUUGAGCUACAGCAGUUUCUGGAACGUGAGCUCAGGGCGGCAAGGCCCAAGCGGAAGAAUUGAGCGCAGCGUGCUCUAGCCGAGGCCGAGGGACGUGAGAGAACGUGUAACUGGACGAACACUUGGAAGUUUGUUUCAAGGUCUUAGGCCGUGUUACGAGAGAUGUGACAGGUGGUUUUGUAGGCACUACACGUAGCUUCCUCAAGCUUCAAAUCAGAUCGCCCGAACCUGGCAUUUCCCUUCUACCUAGGCAAAUCGUUUGGCCGUGACCCAAUCCAACAUGCGUG
This is a messenger RNA of Boeremia exigua, 644 nucleotides long. RefSeq lists its product as uncharacterized. Bases 1 to 420 code for a protein of 139 amino acids. NCBI's taxonomy places the organism in Eukaryota, Fungi, Ascomycota, Dothideomycetes, Pleosporales, Didymellaceae. The transcript has 3 exons. The record is from RefSeq and is a predicted model, not a curated record.